AGUCCGACACCCGUCGACUGAGCCACGCAGGUGCCCUGAACAGGGCAGAUGUUGACUGGAGAUUGGAGCAUGUGGCCUGAAAAAGAUUCAUGUAAAGAGACAUGAUCAGGCCCUCACGGUCUCCAAGGACACGUUCUCGAGGUGCAUAUCUGAAGCUUUGAGAAUAAUAUUGGGGCUUACCCAGAAAUUUGCAAGCUUGCUCUCAAUGGGUGCUUGAGGACCCACAGACUUAAACUGGCUGCUGGAAGACAGAAAGAGCCCCCACGCCACAGUCGGUACGGGUUGCUGACUUCACUCGGCACGAAGCUCACAGGUUUGAGGUUAGUCUUUAUGGGCAUGAUGGGAAUCUUUGCCAGUCGGGCAUGUAUUGACCCAGUAAUCAUCCUGGAAACUACCAAGAUGAUCCCAAAGAAGACACCAAGUCAUAUUUUUGAUAAAUCCAGCUAGCACGUGGCACGUACAUUAGUGAACAGAAACCCACAUUCUCAGAACACUCAGGUUUGGGUUCUAGAACUGCGCAGGGUACAAAAAUCAUCAUGGAGGCCCACCCGUAGCCAGAGUGGAGAUGGAGGACCCAGAAUGUGAUUCCACCACUACCGACACCCCCUACCCCGCCCCCGGCCGCCACCGCCCCUGGCUGUGGCCGCACACAUGGAUUAUGUCACCGCCACUUCCAGCAGUUACUAUUUUAACCAGGAGACGUGUUCUGCCCAGAAUAGACCUUGGCUCCUGGGCCACCAGUUGCAAACCUGUCUUCAUGAUGGAGGGGCUCUUGUUCCCUCUGCUUUAAGAAGUGUCCCCGGAGGUCAGGCCCAGUGGGAACUCGGGGUGGAAGGCAGUACGGGACCUGGUGCCACUUCUUCCCAUUACCGUGUCAUGCCAUAUACUGAACAUCUAAUGGAGCAGAAUCACCAGCUUGAGAACGAACUAUGUCUAUUUUUCUCAGCUGUAAGCUCAUCGGAAAGAGUGAGAGGUAUUUUUUUUUUUUCCUUCUCCCAACAGAGGGACCAGGUUCUGUGUUCUGGAUGUCUGGACUUCUGUCUCAGAGGAGCAUUAGAUGCCUUUGUUUUCAAUCAUCUAGGAGACAGGACUCAACCCAGCUGGGGGCUGGUCACCUGGAGGACAGAGAAUGAUCAGGUACUGCUGUGCGUGACUCUAACAGCCCAGGCAAGUGACCCCCCACUACUAAUCCUGGCAUGCAAGGAGGGGUGCACAGGGCAUUACCUCCCUGCCAGCACCUGGACCAGUUGGCCUGGACUCAUGCCGCUAGCGAGGCUCACUUCCGAUGGAACUGCAGCCCGGGGCAGACGGCUGGGGACCACACCCACACGUCCAGUUGAUCCUGGAACAACACAGGAUCCAGUCAAAGGGGCCACAUAGCAUUUAAUCAGCCUCUCCAGUCUCCUCCAGUCUAGGACAGCGUUUCUGUCUUCCCUAGUUUUCCAUGACCUUGACUGUCCUAAGGAGUAGUGGCCAGCUAUCCUGUAGAAUGUCUCCCAAACUGAGUUUGUCAGAUAUUUUUCUCAUGCUUGGACUGGGGUUGUGGGAUCUGGGGAAAAAAAAUCCCACAAGGGUGAAGUGCUCUUCUCAUCACAUCCUGUCAUCAGACGGUCCGCGACACCCACAUGGCAUCACUGAUCAUGUCAGCCUUCAUCGCUCAGUGGACGUGAUGUCUGCCAGCUUUCACCGCUGUCAAGUUACGAAUCCCAGUUCCCUAGUCUCUUCUUCUAAAACCACCCAGCCCUUUUUUAUUUGCAAUAGAAAAAUAAAGAAAUAGGAUGCUGCUUGCAACUGAGUGUCACGGAAGCGUUCUUGACUGUUAUAUUUAUAUUUGAGCAAGGGUUUUCUUGAAGCCCUCUGCCUCGACCAAAAGUAGCAACUCUAAUGGUAGGAAUUUCAGGCUCUGUGACAGUUGGGUGUGGGCGUGUGGGCCUGGGUGAUAAAUGCAAGCAGCGCGCUCCAUCCUCCCGCUCAGGCGGGGCCCCGCGCCUCGGCCUAUAUAUAGGACCAGAGCAUAGAGUAGCCUGUUCAUAAAAUCUUGGUACAGAUUUGAACACUCAACACACCCACGCACAUUCAAGGGACUAUCCUACCACUUAUUUGCUAACACGGGGUAGAAGUGCAGAUUCAGAAGGGGUGAUGAUUGUUUACCCAGGACAAAUUAAUCAUCUUUGGUGGAGAGCAUCACUGGAGAGGAAUAUGGCCCCCUUUCUAUUUCCAGUCCGACUUGUUCCCAACGAGACAGUCACUCCAUUUUGAGAGUAAGCCCCUCCCUCCAUCCUUGAAAUUGGAAGCUACGUGGAGAUAGAUAUGAAAAUAAGCAUACAGCCCCCUCCCUCAGUGUUCAUGCUCCCCGCACAGAGAGAUGCUGUUGCAAUUAUUUGAUCUUAAGGCUGCCUAUUUCCGCUCCGGAUAUGACUUCAAGCAUCUCUUCUUUUCUUAAAUGCCUCCGAUGACCCUAAAAGGUAUGGACAGACUUUCAGGUUUAAUGCUUUAGACGGAAAGUAUAUUCCUGGGGUUGGGGUUGGGAUCAGGAGAAAGACUACGGAUCAUUCAGAACCUCCGUGAUGACAAAGUGCUUGUUGGAACCUUGCAGAAGUUGUUUAUUGGGCUUCUGACUCGUACAGAAACAAGGAAUUCAGCAACAGAUUUGGAGCAAUAAAGCAUGGUAAUGUUUGUUCACACUUCGUGCUGUCAGAAUUAAGAUUCAGUUCCAUAAGCCCUCGACUUGGGUCCUUCACAGAAACCAUCUCAUAAUAUCACUUCACGUGGGCUGUGUUACAGCAGUUCUGCGGGAGGUGAGAGCAAGGCAUGGAUUUGAUGGAAGGCUUUUCUAGUGACUGGAGAUUAGGAAGUGGCCUGGGGGGGGGGGUGGUUCUGAAUUCAGAAAGGCACUCUAGCGU
Messenger RNA from Mustela erminea (ermine), 2903 nucleotides. RefSeq lists its product as uncharacterized. NCBI's taxonomy places the organism in Eukaryota, Metazoa, Chordata, Mammalia, Carnivora, Mustelidae. The transcript is spliced from 8 exons. The coding region runs from base 652 to 1380 and encodes 242 amino acids. The record is from RefSeq and is a predicted model, not a curated record.